AUGGCUGAGAUUGGUUUUGGAUAUACCCUGCAGGAAACAAUAAACUUAGCCUCAGAUUAUGCUGUGCAUCUUGGCCUAAGAGAACAAGACAAACCUCUGUCUAAACAGUGGUUUUAUAACUUUCUGAACCGAUGGUCUAGCAUUAAAGUUGUGAAACCUAGAUCUUUGGAGAUGGCAAGAGCAAGAAGUGCAACCCGCCCGGCUAUUGACCAGUACUUCAAUGAACUAAACAAAAUUCUCACCAAAUACAACUUAAAAGAUAAACCACAUUGCAUUUAUAAUAUUAAUGAGAAAGGUCUUUCACUUGAACAUAAGCCACCAAAAAUUGUCACAGGUACUCAUUAUAAACCACAGGCUGUUACAUGUGGAAAGUCGAAAACAGUCACUGUGAUUGGUGGAGGAAAUGCUGUUGGAAACCAAGUGCCGCCCUUUUUCGUAUUUCCUGGUGUUAGGAUGCUUCCAGGUCUACUGGAAGGCUGUACUUCUGGCACAUCUGGAACAGUAUCAGAAUCUGGAUGGUCUAACACUGAAGUGUUCACAAAGUAUAUGACAGAGCAUCUAGAGCCACACCUACCAUCUCGGGCUGACGGCAGUAAAGUGCUCGUAUUGUAUGAUGGUCACAGAAGUCAUGUUUCUUUGGGGCUGAUUGGGUGGGCACAGAAGAAUGACCAGCACCUGAUACCACAGAGAACCAUGAACAAGAACAGGCCCUGGCUAUUGAUGACUGCAAUACUGAUGCUCUUCCUGGAAAAGAGAGGUGGGGAAAUUUUGAAACAUGUUCCAGUUAAAAGGGUAAGAAAUACCUUAAGUAAAGUUGUGAGUGGGAAACCUAUUACUGAACAAAUUGUCUAUGGAAAAAUCAAAGAACAUGUAAAAAGUAAUGCCAAACCAAGUCUGAAAAAAAAGCAAACUGCUCCAGGGAAAAGAGUUGUAGCAGUAGAUAAGAAGAAACCUAACUUAAAGAAAACACAUACCGUCACUGAACCCAUUCCGAGUACAUCUGGUAUUCAGGCAGCCCAGACAGAAUACUCUUCCUCUUCUGAAUAUUAA
This is a messenger RNA of Mercenaria mercenaria, 1050 nucleotides long. RefSeq lists its product as uncharacterized. The transcript has 3 exons. The record is from RefSeq and is a predicted model, not a curated record. NCBI's taxonomy places the organism in Eukaryota, Metazoa, Mollusca, Bivalvia, Venerida, Veneridae. Bases 1 to 1050 code for a protein of 349 amino acids.